UGAACUUGUAAACUAAACAUCUAACAUUUAACCUCAGUUUUACUUUUUUUGGUAAAAUUUUUUUUGACUUGUCGGACUUUUUGCUUUUCCACAACUCAUUGUGUAUUACCAAAAAAUCAAAAUGGUUAAAGAUUUUAAAUUAAGUACGACUCUUUUCGGUCACUCUAAGGACAUCAGAUCAGUUACCGUUACAGAAAGUAAUGAUAUUAUCAGUGGUUCCAGAGAUAAAACUGCAAAAUACUGGAAAUAUGACCCAUUGCACAAUACCUACCAUGAAGUGAUGACUUAUAAAAGUCAUGAGAACUUUGUAGGUAGUGUUUUGUAUUUAGAGCCUUCUACAGAAUAUCCUGAUGGACUAGUGGUUACAGGAGGCUAUGAUAAAGUAAUAUUCAUCUAUAAACCGGGAGAACCAUUUCCCACAUUCACUUUCAAAGACCAUUCAAAUACAGUUUGCUGUCUUACCAAAGGGCUUGCUUCAAACAGCUUCUUGAGCUCAUCAUGGGAUAACACUGCUAAAUAUUGGUGUUUGUCAAAUUCCACUUCUAAAUCCCUUCUCACAUUUUCUGGUCAUGAAGCUGCUGUAUGGCAUGCAAAACAACUAAGUGAUGGUAAAAUAGUAACUGCUUCUGCAGAUAGAACUAUUGGAAUAUGGUCUGAAACUGCCCAAAAGUUGAACACUCUUACUGGCCAUACUGAUACUGUGAGGUGUCUUGAAGAUUUCCCAGAACUUAAACAGUUCAUGAGUGUUUCUAAUGAUGCAUCAGUGAGAGUUUGGAAUUAUGAAGGGGAGAAUCUGAAUUGCCUUUAUGGGCAUACUAAUUUCAUUUAUAGUAUAGCAAGGUGCAGGGCUCAUGGUUUGGACAGUUUUGUCACUUCAGAUGAGGAUAGGACUGUGAGGUUUUGGCAAAAUGGAGAAAAUAACAACACAAUUGAGCUGCCAGCCCAGUCUAUAUGGACAGUAGCUUGUUUGCCCAAUGGAGAUAUAGUUACAGGAUCUAGUGAUGGACUUGUCAGAGUUUUCACUCAGGAUGAGAGCAGGGUAACAGUUGAAGCUGAGUUGACAAGAUUUUCUGAGGAAGUGAAUGCCUUGAAACAAACAGCUGUUCAAGAAAUUGGUGGGGUUAAAGUUUCAGAUUUACCUGGUAUAGAAGCUCUAUAUGAACCAGGAAAAAGAAAUGGUCAAAUGAAAAUGGUUAGAGAAGGAAAAACUGUAGUGGCUUACACUUGGGUGGUUGAUGGUGACAACAGUCAUUGGGAUAAAAUAGGGGAAGUACUAGGAGGUACAAAUAAAGAUGAUAGUGGAAAAACUAUCUUUGAGGGAAAGUCAUAUGACUUCGUAUUCAAUGUUGAUGUUGAAGAUGGAAAGCCUCCAAUAAAGUUGCCCUUCAAUAAAGGGGAUGAUCCUUAUAAAGCAGCACAUACUUUUUUAUCUAAAAAUAUGUUGCCAGCAGAAUAUCUUGAACAGGUAGUGGAUUUUAUUCUCAAAAAUAGUAAGGACCAAUUUGUUCCUCCUGUGAACACAGAAUAUCAAGACCCAUUCACUGGUGGUUCCAGAUACACCCCUGGUAUAAGUGGUGGAAAUCAUGCCCAAGCUGGAGUCAAUCUAGACCCUUUCACAGGUGCCAGCAGUUAUUCCACAUCUCUCAGCUCCGCACCAGCCGCGAACCCGGCCAUUUCGGGGGCCAACAAACCCUCGGCAGCCUCCUUCGGGGGCUUCUUCCCCAUCACCGUCUACCGGUCCUUCGACGUGGGUGAUCCCCAGGUCAUUUUGAACAAGCUGAAGGAGUUCAACUCCCGUACCGGGGACGGUAUAGACGGGGCGCAGGAAAGCGAGCUUGAGGAGGUGGUGAAGUUGUGCUCGGGUCCCCCGGCCGACGGGAACGCGCUGGACGUGCUCUACAAGCUGCUGGAUUGGCCUGACGAUGUAAUUUUUCCUGUUUUGGACGUCAUAAGAUUGGCCGUAAGGAAUAAACUCACCAAUGAAGUGAUCGCAAACAUGAAUAACGGCAUCAUCAUGGAGAAAUUGAAAAGCUACAUCAGUCCUACCUGUGCCAUAGUGAAUAACAUGGUCGUCGCCCUUAGGACCGUCUGUAACCUGUGUUUGCAUGAAACAGGGGAGACUUUGGUGUACAACAGCAGAUUUGAAAUAUUGGAAAAUAUCACUUCUUUAGGGCAAUUGAAUAAAAGCUGCCAGGUGGCUUUAUCAACUUCUCUUUUGAAUCUAACAAUCCUAACUAUCAAGAAUAAUGAUGAAAUAGGUUUCUCCAUAUUGGCUCAAGUGUUACCAGAUAUCCUGACAAAGUUGACAGAUGCAGAGUCACAAUUUAGAGCCUAUGUGGCUUUGGGGACCUUAGUUACUUCUGCAAAUUCCCAUCGGCAAGAAAUCAAGGUGAAAAUUGGCGAAAAUGCUAGGUUCCUCACCACUGUGCAAUUGCAUUCUUUAUCAGGACAAAACGAGUUGGAGAAGAAAAGAAUGAAUUGUGCCAAGCAGUUAUUGAAUGUUUUAUAGAUAGCUUUUUCUAAAUAAUAAGCAGUACUUGUUGUAUUCUCACCACAAACAAAACUUUGGUGGAAUGAUUUUUUUUCAUGCUGAAGGUAUGGCAUUAUUUAUUGGCAUCCAAAUAGAUAUUUUUGUUUAUCUAAUGAAAUGUAUGAUAAUGAUAUCAGAAAUUUGUCAAUCAGUGAACUAAAAAUAUUUUAUUUUCAUUUAUUUACAGUUACUACAAACAAAAAAUAAAUCAAUUUUCUGAAGUUGCUAGUUCUUUUUGUUGCCUGACUCUCAACCUUCUUUCCCUUUCAUAUUCUUUCAUCCUUAUCAAAUAACUGAAAAUUUGCAAUUAAGAUAUG
Phaedon cochleariae (mustard beetle) is the source of this 2847-nucleotide messenger RNA. Lineage: Eukaryota; Metazoa; Arthropoda; Insecta; Coleoptera; Chrysomelidae. The record is from the annotation of a GenBank genome assembly.